AUGCCACACUUUCCUGGACAACUCAAGAAACUUUGGAGCAAAUGGGAGAUUGUAGGGAUGGUUUUAUCUAGUCUUUUUCUGCAAAUCCUUCUCAUCAUGUUUGGUUCUCGGAGGAAGCGCAUUACAAGAAUCUGGAUCAGAAUUCUUGUUUGGUCUUCUUACUUGCUGGCAGACAUGGUAGCCACUGUUGCUUUGGGUGUUCUUUCCAGGAGCCAGCUUGGAGAAAUGGGUGACAUUCAGUUUGCAGAAGAAAACAGUUCACUUCGUGCGUUUUGGGCACCUUUCCUUCUCGUGCACCUUGGUGGCCCAGACACAAUCACAGCUUUCUCCAUCGAAGACAAUGAGCUGUGGUUGAGGCAUUUGCUUAACCUUCUAGUUCAAGGUUCUGUGGCUUUUUAUGUUGUCUUACAGUCUUGGGAUUUCAGUGUCCUCUCAUUUAUAACAAUUUUUAUGUUAUUUUCCGGAAUUGCCAAGUACGGGGAGAGGACUUGGGCGCUCAGAUCUUCAAGUACCGAGAACAUCAGAAACUCUUUGCUCUCAACCCCGCCUCGCCUGCGAUUAGAUACAAAGAGUAUAAUGGUUGUUCCGCGAGGACACCAUAUUCCUGAUCAGACCAACUAUCUUCAUCAAGCUUAUUAUCUAUUCAAGAUGUCCUUGUAUCUCUUUGAAAAUCUUAUCCUCAGCCUUACUGAACUGAAGGACAGCCACUCUAUCAUUUCUUGCCAAUCAUCAAAGGAUGCUUUCAAGUUGGUAGACUUGGAGCUCGGAUUCAUCUUUGACAGACUUUAUACUAAGGCUCCCAUAGUUUAUUCCCGAAAAGGAGUUUUUCUUCGCUUCCUUACCUUCUCCUCCUCUUUCAUUACACUAGUUUCCUUCUCAUUCUUCGUUGACAAGCAUCGCUGCUCACCCAUCAAUGUUGCUACAACUUAUCUGUUACUAGCUGGAGCUCUUGGUUUGGAGGUUUAUGCAAUGUUACAACUCGUUUUCUCUGAUUGGACAAUGAUUUGGUUAACUAGGUUUACAAGCACACCAAGUAAUCCCAUUGGUAAUGCCAUUUACUCCCUUCGUGCAUAUUUCGCCAAUGAAAAGAGGUGGUCAGGGUCCAUGGCACAGUGCAACCUGAUAAGUUCUAGCUUUGCAAUCAAAACAAUCAAGAGUUUGAGCAAGUUUAUGGGAAUCGAUCAAGAAACAUUGAAGCACUUGCACGUAAGUUGGGAGCAUACAAAUGACAAUUUGAAAGAUCUGAUCUUCGAAAAUCUUCUUGAGAAGGGGAAUGAGAUUAUAGAGCAUCUCCAAGAUAAGGAGAACCGACGUACUAGACUACUAGCUCAAAGGGGGGAUGGUGUGCUUGAGAAGAUGAAAAGGCUAGAAGAAUUCCGCUGGUGCACAACGUCUGUGGAAUUUAACCAAAGCCUCUUUAUUUGGCACAUUGCUACUGAUCUUUGCUACUAUGUUGAUCAGAAGUUCCAUUCGAAACAAAGGAUGUCUAAAUUACUAUCUGAUUACAUGUUCUAUCUUCUGGUCGUGAAACCAAAUAUGCUUCCCAAGAGAAUUAGUGAUUCAGGGUCUAGAUAUCGAGAUGCGAGUGACGAGGUGGAGAGAUUUUUCCAAGUAAGAAAGAAAGAGCCAUCAAAUGGUACUGCAAGGGAAGCUCGCAUGACAUUGUUCCAAGCGAAGCAGGAGGAGUUGGAAGAUGCCAUAGCAAUUCCUAUUGAUACGACGCCAACAAUUCCUGGAGCAUAUGGAAGCAGCAAGUACCUGCUCGUCCAUGGGUGUAAGCUAGCUCAACAAUUGCAGAAGUUGGAAGCAGAGAAGUGGAAGGUCAUAAGUGAGGUUUGGGUUGAAAUGCUCACUUACGCUGCAGGUCAUUGCGAAUGGAGAGACCAUGCCCAGCAACUUAAAAGUGGUGGAGAGCUACUCACUCAUGUCCGACUUCUUAUGGCACACCUAGGUUUAAGCCAACAAUAUCAGGAAAUUCUUCUUAGUUGA
Populus trichocarpa (black cottonwood) is the source of this 1989-nucleotide messenger RNA. RefSeq lists its product as uncharacterized. The transcript has a single exon. The record is from RefSeq and is a predicted model, not a curated record. Lineage: Eukaryota; Viridiplantae; Streptophyta; Magnoliopsida; Malpighiales; Salicaceae. Bases 1 to 1989 code for a protein of 662 amino acids.